AAGUGGAACUAGUGGCAGGUGACUACAUUUUCUUCAGAGAGUCUUGCUUCCAUCAAUCUGGGGACAGCAAGCUUAAAUCAAACCCAACUCACUACCGUGAACCAAGAUUAUACACAAAGAUUUGCUGGAUUUGGCAAAAGGACAGCUUGGAGAGUGACAUGAACAUGGACUCGCAGCUUUUCUUGGACAAUGUUCUGUACAAGUCCCGUUGGAUCUUGCGCUAUGAGCGUGUCUUAGGGGAAGGAUAUAUGAGCCGUGGUGGAGUUGAGACAACUAAAGAAUUUGUGGCGAAGAUGGACCUUAAACCUGGACAGAAAGUUCUAGAUGUUGGUUGUGGUAUUGGUGGAGGUGGCUUCUACAUGGCUGAGAAUUUUGAUGUUCAUGUAGUUGGAAUCGAUCUAUCGGUCAACAUGAUCUCUUUAGCGCUGGAGCGUGCCAUUGGACGCAAAUGCUCAGUGGAGUUCGAAGUCGCGGACUGCACCAAAAAAACAUACCCUGAUAAUUCUUUUGAUGUCAUUUACAGCCGUGACACUAUUCUGCACAUCCAAGACAAGCCAGCUCUAUUCAAGACAUUCUUGAAAUGGCUUAAACCAGGCGGUAAAGUUCUCAUCACCGACUAUUGCAGAAGUGCUGAAACUCCGUCUCUUGAAUUUGCAAAGUACAUAGAACCAAAAGGAUUUGAUCUCCAUGAUGUUCAAGCUUACGGAAAGAUGCUGAAAGAAGCAGGCUUUGAGAAUGUGAUUGCUGAGGACCGUACUGAUCAGUUCGUAGAAUUUCUCAAGCGUGAAUUAGAAAAAGUGAAGCAAGAAAGGGAAGACUUCAUCAAGGACUUCUCAGAGGAUGAUUACAAUGAUAUUGUAAGAUUAUGGACAGCAAAGCUUGAAAGGACUGCAUCUGGUGAACAAAAAUGGGGAUUAUUCACAGCCAACAAGAAGUAGCAUCCAUGUUUUUAGCCCCCUACAAAACUCUAUAACCAUUUAUGUUUCAAUAAAAUGUUGCUCUGUGGAUGACAAUAUUUGCUUUUGUUUUACUAUCCUGGAAAUGCAAAUCAAACGGGAAAAAAAAAACUCAGUUGUGUUGUUCAAAACAUAACUCAAGAUCUUCAA
Messenger RNA from Capsella rubella, 1106 nucleotides. RefSeq names its product phosphomethylethanolamine N-methyltransferase-like. The coding region runs from base 159 to 938 and encodes 259 amino acids. Lineage: Eukaryota; Viridiplantae; Streptophyta; Magnoliopsida; Brassicales; Brassicaceae. The record is from RefSeq and is a predicted model, not a curated record. The transcript has 7 exons.